CAGUUCAGCAAUAAAGGGUCUCGUCGAGCAUGGGUAACAGCGACAGCAAGAGCAAGUUCCGCGAGAGCGUGUACAAGCUCAACAAUGAGGUGAUCAGCAGCAAGAACCUCGAGUUCUGGGACAAGCUGUGGCGCAUCCCCACGGUGGCCGAGGAGAUCUUCACGCUCAUCCAGCCGGACGACGUGCGCAUGCUGCGUCACCAGCAGCCCGAGAAUCUGGCGACGAUGCUCAAGCAGGCGGUCUCUCAGAUCGUACAGAUCGUGGACACGCCUGUACCAAAGUAUUACCAGCAAGCACUCAACUGCGUGCGUGUAUUGACGCGUUUAGUGCCCUUUAUACUCGAGGAGGGCGGCGACGAGUUCGUCGAGAAGCUUUUCUGGAGCGUGGAAGGGGAGGAAGGCGUGAAAUCCGGCGACGAAGAGGAUGAGACUAAGGACGAAACAACCGGAGCGGAACCACUGGCCAAGCAGAUGAUCCACGCUAUUAUGGGGCUUUUGUUCCUGCCAGAGUUCACAGUCUCUAUCCACGCGUACAAAGGAUACGGAGAGGAGCGACGCAGUGCCACACGCAGUGGCCAAAGCACGACUAGUGGAUCGUUGGUGUUUCCCAGUCUGUUGUGGCACUCAGGUGUGGGUUAUCCGGACGCAAGUGUGGUUAACUCUUCCAAUUACGACAGGAACAGGAAGGAGGUACUGGCGUUGCUGUUGACGUGCUUUUCAGGCAUUUUGUAUCAGACAGCAGAGACCUGCAGUCAGUGGAAGGAUAGAUUCCUGGAGGUGGCUACAGCUCCCGACUGCCCCUUUGCACCGACGCUGUUCUACUCGCUACUGAACAUCGUGGUGUCCUAUGAUCCCGUGGGGUGGGGGGUGCCCUACGCUGGCUCGAUUGUGUCGGACGAUCGCGAGCUGUUGGUGGACUUGUCACUGCAAGUUCUUCUGGUGCUGCUGGACUUUGGCCAGACGACUCAAACUAAUGUCGUAGCCACCUCCAAGCCGCAACAGGGAGGCUCCACUCCUGCAGCGAAGCGCAGGUCGUCGUCGGUCACGUCACGUUCGUCCAAUCCGGUAUUUGACGGUGUGCCGAACGUGUACCGUAACUUGCUGUCCGCACUGCAAAGACCGGAAGAUUUCCAGUUGAUCUUCUCAGGACUCUCGCGUCUAUUGAACAACUACCACCAGUCCAUGAGUACGCUUCUGCCGAACUCGAUCAAGCAGAUUAAGUGCCACCAGGAGCUUCUUGUGUUGCUGUGGAAAAUGCUGGAUGAGAACUCGGAGUUCUUGCAGUAUGUACUCAAGAAAGCAGACGUGAACCAGUUGGUGGUGCCGCUGUUGUUCUUGAUGUACGAGGGCAGACAGGAACCCGCCAAGGUGGGGAUGAUCCACAUUUGCACCUUCAUUUUGCUGUUAUUGAGCGGUGAACGUGACUUCGGUGUGAACCUCAACAAACCGUUCAACAACCACCUCCCACUGGACCUGCCUCCGUUCUCUGGAAACCACGCUGAUCUGCUGAUAGUGUGCCUGCACAAGAUCAUUGUCAGUGGCUACGAGAAGCUCAACUCGGUGUACAACUGCUUCCUGACCAUCAUCUGCAACAUCUCACCGUACUGCAAAAAGCUCAACAUGGUGUCGGCGGUGCGUCUACUGCGAUUGUUCAAGCUGUUCGCACAGCCGAGAUACCUUUUCGACAACGAAGCGAACCACCACCUCGUCUUCUUCCUGCUUGAGGCAUUCGACAACAUCAUUCAGUACCAGUAUGAGGGCAACCAGCAAGUCGUGUACGCUAUGAUCCAGAACAAGAACGUCUUCUACCAGCUCAAUGACCUGCAACUUCCACCUAUUCGCGCAUCAACGGAGAGCAAGAAGCCCGUGAAGAAGGAAGGUGAGGCAGCAGAGGAGCAGGAGGAAUCGCAGGAGUUUGUCCCUACAGUUGAGUGGCUGACUGCCUGGAAGAAGAAACUUCCCUUGACGACGAGUCUUCGUCUGCUCCAGUACCUCAUUCCUCAGCUAGAGGAAGCCUGUAAAAAGGCUGGAGGCAGUCUGGAUGAAGAUGCGAUGCUGUAUUUCCUGCGUACGACCACGAUGGUUGGUCUGUUGCCUGUGCCACACCCGAUCGUGAUCAGAAAGUACCAGAUCAACCAGUUCACGCACCUGUGGUUCACUACGUUCACGUGGGGUGUCAUCUUCCUGCGCAACCAGGUGCUGCCUCUCUUUGACGGCGGAGCCAUCACUCUGUUCACCAUCAGCGUCCUAUAAGAAGAAAGGUAAACAUGGUAAGUCACGAUCGAAGUGGACAGGCCAGGACUGACAACAAAUCGCCCUAUGCGUUAAUGAAACAGUGAGUUCGAUAUAUCAGCUAAGCUUUGAUGCAGCAUAGGCAAGGCUAUUGAUACAACUCGAGCUCUGUCGGACUGCCCUAGCUGUCUGUAAUCUGCAGGAUGAACGGGUCAGUCCUGCGUACGUCUCUCCGUCACGGCAUUGGCACGGACAGGAAGUGAAGAAGGAACUUCUCCAUCUUUUCCGCUCGCUGAACGGCGUUUGCUUGUGCGACCUCGAACUCGUGGGCAUCUCGACGUAGUCGCUCUUCGGGGGGACCGUUCUUUGAAGGAACGAGUAUAUUAGACUGGUUGGAGCCUACGCUUGACACUGUCGAGGCUGUAGAUGAGUGGGAGUUGGGCUGCUGGUGCUCAUCAAGAGCCAAGACACGCCCUACACUCGAGUCUUUGCCAAAGUUCCGUCUACACGGCGACACGAGGCACCGACCGAAGACGAACGCCAGCUUCUCAGGUGACAGUUUGUUUGUGGCUCUGUGUUUGAUCACUUCUCGUAAGAAAGACACCAAGUACACCACCACGUUGUAUCGCACUGGAGGUAACCCAUCCAGCAACGCUCGACAUCCUUGUGCCAUGUUGCCGUUCGUACUUGCUACGGCGGCUGCCAGCGCUUCGUCCAGCACCACACUUUGCCGUAAAGCUUGAAGCCAACGAACCAGCAACUCAGCCGUGGAGUAGCCACUGUGUUGAGGAAACGGAGCGCCUGUGUCCAGAGCUUCUCGUAGCUGUACAAUCUCCAUUUUACUACCCGCUUCAACAAACAAAUUCUUCUCGUGCAUGUAGUUCUCGUAGAUGUCGUUCACCAUUCGCCAAAGUUCCUUCGGCACCUUCUGUGAAUCGCUCGGUGUAG
Molecule: messenger RNA, 3179 nt
Organism: Phytophthora nicotianae INRA-310
Lineage: Eukaryota; Oomycota; Peronosporomycetes; Peronosporales; Peronosporaceae
Exons: 1
Coding region: 30-2252 (740 amino acids)
Cellular component (GO): Golgi trans cisterna; Golgi medial cisterna; membrane
Source: RefSeq, a predicted model, not a curated record